AAGGGAAUCAUGAAAAUGCGGAUGUCACUGGCCUUCAGGAAGGAGAGAAUCGCUGUAAGUUGUCUAUAUAAAGCUCUGAUAUCUCAGCCAGCGGUACAGUUUGAGAUCCAGAGAAUCUCAUAUCAAACCAUGAAGUUACUGUUUGUUUGCAUUGGCGCUGCCCUCUUGGCUGCCUGCCAGGCAGGAGGUGUAGGAGGUGGAUCCGGUGGUCGACAUGGAGGAUUUGGAGGUGGAUCCUUUGGAGGAGGUUCCUCUGGGGGAUACGGCUCUGGUGGUGGCUUCUCCAGUGGUGGUCACGGAGGUGGGUCUAUAGGCCACGGCUCCUUCGGAGGUCACGGAGGAGGCUUUGGAGGAGGAUCCCUUGGAGGAGGAUCCUUUGGAGGAGGAUCCUUUGGAGGAGGAUCCUCUGGAGGCUAUGGCUCUAGAGGUGGAUUCUCUAGUGGCGGUCACGGUGGGCGGUCCGGAGGAAGCUUUUCUGGCGGCCAUGGAGGUGGAUCCUUUGGAGGAAAGGGAUCGAUCUCCAGGGGUGGAGGAUAUGGCAAAUAAAAUGGCCUCCUUCCCGAACUAUACAAUUAAAUUGAAAUGGCAUCCUUUGCAAACUAUACAAUUAAAUCUAAAAUAAAUGUUCAGAAUAUUUUUGGAAAUUUUUGCCGUAAAUUCAGGUUUCUAGAUUACCAACCACGAAUAAAUAAUAAAUUUGACUUUGGAUACAA
Messenger RNA from Macrobrachium nipponense, 713 nucleotides. RefSeq names its product keratin, type I cytoskeletal 10-like. The transcript has 2 exons. Lineage: Eukaryota; Metazoa; Arthropoda; Malacostraca; Decapoda; Palaemonidae. The record is from RefSeq and is a predicted model, not a curated record. The coding region runs from base 10 to 546 and encodes 178 amino acids.